AUGCCAUAUUCUUUUUUUGUGACGAGAGCAAGUGUAGUAAAAUGUCUGGACGAGGAAAAGGUGGUAAAGGACUUGGCAAAGGGGGCGCUAAGCGUCACCGUAAAGUUCUUCGCGACAACAUCCAGGGUAUUACCAAGCCCGCUAUCCGCCGUUUGGCUCGCCGUGGUGGUGUCAAGCGUAUCUCUGGCCUUAUUUACGAGGAGACUCGUGGCGUGCUGAAGGUGUUCCUGGAGAACGUCAUCCGCGAUGCUGUGACCUACACCGAGCACGCCAAGAGGAAGACUGUGACCGCCAUGGACGUGGUGUAUGCUCUGAAGCGUCAGGGUCGCACCCUGUACGGGUUCGGCGGCUAAACAUUUUUUGCUUAAUCAAAUUAAAUCCAAAGGCUCUUUUAAGAGCCGCCCAAUUCAUCUCUAAA
Molecule: messenger RNA, 418 nt
Organism: Brienomyrus brachyistius
Lineage: Eukaryota; Metazoa; Chordata; Actinopteri; Osteoglossiformes; Mormyridae
Product: histone H4
Exons: 1
Coding region: 42-353 (103 amino acids)
Biological process (GO): nucleosome assembly
Cellular component (GO): nucleosome
Molecular function (GO): protein heterodimerization activity; DNA binding; structural constituent of chromatin
Source: RefSeq, a predicted model, not a curated record